CGGCAUAGCGCCAAUCACGGGGAACAUUGCGAGGCGCGGAAGAAUCUCACGCAGACUCCUCCCCUUCCGGUGGGGGAGAAGUGACCCAACAUCUCCCUCCGCGCGGCAAGCGGGUGGCCUGGGCUCGGCGGCGGCAGCGAGGAGCGGAGGGAGCCGGACCGGGCCGGCCGGGAGACCCUUCCCCCUCCCCCGGCGGCGGGAUGUUCAAGAACACGUUCCAGAGCGGCUUCCUCUCCGUGCUGUACAGCAUCGGCAGCAAGCCCCUGCAGAUCUGGGACAAGAAGGUGCGGAAUGGCCAUAUCAAAAGAAUCACCGAUAACGAUAUCCAGUCACUGGUGCUGGAGAUUGAAGGCACCAACGUCAGUACCACGUACAUCACCUGCCCUGCUGACCCAAAGAAGACACUGGGCAUCAAACUGCCCUUCCUGGUGAUGAUCAUUAAGAACCUAAAGAAAUACUUCACCUUUGAAGUGCAGGUGUUGGAUGAUAAGAACGUGCGCAGGCGCUUCCGGGCAAGUAACUACCAGAGCACAACCCGGGUGAAACCCUUCAUCUGCACCAUGCCCAUGCGGCUGGAUGAUGGCUGGAACCAAAUUCAGUUCAACCUGUCCGAUUUCACACGCCGCGCCUAUGGCACGAACUACAUCGAGACCCUGAGGGUCCAGAUCCAUGCGAACUGUCGCAUCCGGAGGGUGUAUUUCUCUGACAGACUCUACUCGGAGGAUGAGCUUCCAGCUGAGUUCAAGCUGUACCUUCCUGUUCAGAACAAGGCCAAGCAAUAAACUGCAUUGGAAAGACACACGAGAACGCGCCAUGGCUCGGUAUGAACAUGAAGGCAGGUGGAGGAGACUGUCCUAAUGAAACACAAUUAGCUAAAUUCACUCUGCAUAGGGUAACUAUUGAAUAAUUUGGUAUCCCUUUCCUGGGCAGGACACAACUAACCAUGUAAUAAUACUGGAAUUGCAUUGUACGUCCAUAGGUAGCACAGAAUCAGAGUAUUUAUCUGGCUGUUCCUAAAAGCGGAGUCUAAACACUGCGAGUGACGCGGUACCUAAUCUUUGCCUCGCUUGGGGGAGUUACCAAGUCAAUGAGAGUAGCGUGUCUGAAGAGAGGAUCUGGUGUGGAAUUACAGGGUUAAGUGUGCCCUCUCAAAGAUACCAAUGUGUUUUUCCUUUCCUGGUUUUCCAUCUUUAUUUUAUAUGUGCUCUAAAUAUGGAUGUAAUACUCACACUUUGAAAGUUUAUUAAACAUUUUGAUUCUGUUUGUAA
Messenger RNA from Mauremys mutica (yellowpond turtle), 1268 nucleotides. It is a transcript of the gene CFAP20, whose product is annotated as cilia and flagella associated protein 20. Lineage: Eukaryota; Metazoa; Chordata; Testudines; Geoemydidae. Gene Ontology annotation, cellular component: ciliary basal body; motile cilium. The transcript is spliced from 6 exons. The record is from RefSeq and is a predicted model, not a curated record. Gene Ontology annotation, biological process: cilium assembly; regulation of cilium beat frequency involved in ciliary motility; positive regulation of cell motility. The coding region runs from base 201 to 782 and encodes 193 amino acids.